AUGUGGCGGUGGCGGUAUGUGAGCGGCCGGCAGCUGCACGGCUUCCGACACUACAAGUACAGUGCUGUGGAUACAAAUCCUUUAUCUGUGUAUAUUAUGCAGCCCAUCUGGAAUAAAAUUAUUAAGAUAGUGCCUUUGUGGAUUGCUCCCAACCUGUUAACGUUCUCUGGAUUUGUCAUGAUUUUAUUUAAUUAUUUUCUAAUAUCUUUUUAUGACUGGGACUACACUGCCUCAGGUACCAGUCCUGGACUUGUUCCCACCUGGGUGUGGCUGUUCAGUGCAUUUACCACCUUUUGUGCUUAUGCUUUAGACUCCAUAGAUGGGAAACAUGCUCGAAGGACUCAGUCCAGUACUCCUCUGGGAGAACUAUUUGACCAUGGGCUGGAUAGCUGGGCUACCUCCAUUUUUGUGCUUUCUUUUUUUUCUGUCUGUUCCCGUGACAAUGGGAAGACUGGAGUUUCUGUAUAUACAAUGUAUAUAUAUUUAAGCAUUGUCUUGUUUAACUUCAUGUGUUCACACUGGGAGAAAUAUAACACAGGAGUUCUUUUUCUUCCUUGGGGAUAUGAUAUAAGCCAAGUGGUGUUAAUAGCAGCAUAUCUGCUCACCGGUACUGUUGGUGUGGAGGUCUGGCAGAAGCCUUUGCUGUUUGGUUAUUAUAUUACAGAUGUAUUAGUUAUCCUGCUUAUAGGCUUCAGCUUGUUUCUAUCAUUUCCACAAACACUAUACAACAUUCACAGAGCACAUUUAAAGAAAACACUGAAGAAUGAUUCUCUGUAUGAAGGACUGCUACCUCUUGUGUCACCUCUGUUGCUGUUCAUUCUUCUUACAGUCUGGGUGGUUUUAUCUCCAAGCAACAUAUUAGCAAAGCAACCCCGACUGUUUUUAUGGAUGGUUGGGGUUGCUUUCUCAAAUGUUAUUUGCAAGGUGAUCAUCUGCCAGAUGAGCAGCACCCAGCCGGAGCUGUUCCACUGGUUCCUGUUCCCGCUGGCGCUGGUGGUGUACGCGGCCAUCUCCGGGCUGCUGGGCCGCAUGGAAGAAGCGGUUCUCGGCGUGUUCACCACCCUGGUCACGGCUGCCCAUGUGCACUAUGGCAUCUGCGUGGGUAGGCAGCUGAGCGAGCACUUGAACAUUUACAUCUUUUCCCUGAAGAAACGCGUCCAAGAGUGAACACCUGCACUAUGAUCAGACUGUAACAUUUGACAUGGAGAUUUGCAGCUCUUCUGAUGUGAUAAACAGUUGGAAUGAAUCUGAUUAAAAUAACCAAAGAAUAGAAUAGUACAGAUAUCUGAACCACUGCAACAAUGAGCUAUGCAGCCAGAUGCUUCAUCUCAGAGGAAGAUGCCUGUCCAGCAGAGAACUUUACCGAAUUGUUCUGUUGAUGUUAUUCUUUUCACCAAGCCUUGUUGCUCACCUCUCUUUUGUCUUCCUCCUCCUUACCACUGUGUCCAAAGUCCUGGAUAAAUCCAUGUUGGAUUACACAA
This is a messenger RNA of Vidua macroura (Pin-tailed whydah), 1481 nucleotides long. RefSeq names its product ethanolaminephosphotransferase 1-like. The coding region runs from base 1 to 1167 and encodes 388 amino acids. The record is from RefSeq and is a predicted model, not a curated record. Gene Ontology annotation, biological process: phosphatidylethanolamine biosynthetic process. The transcript is spliced from 10 exons. NCBI's taxonomy places the organism in Eukaryota, Metazoa, Chordata, Aves, Passeriformes, Viduidae. Gene Ontology annotation, molecular function: ethanolaminephosphotransferase activity. Gene Ontology annotation, cellular component: Golgi apparatus; endoplasmic reticulum membrane.